Beta vulgaris subsp. vulgaris (sugar beet) is the source of this 1226-nucleotide messenger RNA. Its product is annotated as BI1-like protein. The transcript has 4 exons. Lineage: Eukaryota; Viridiplantae; Streptophyta; Magnoliopsida; Caryophyllales; Amaranthaceae. The record is from RefSeq and is a predicted model, not a curated record. Bases 137 to 853 code for a protein of 238 amino acids. Gene Ontology annotation, cellular component: membrane.
ACGCAUUUUAGAGGAGAAAACCAAAAACUGUCCACCACCCAUCCAUUCAUCACCAAGAAUACCCAGAAAGAGAGAGAGAGAGAUAUUUUUUGGGGAAAAGAUAAUUAGAUCAAAGAUCAAAGAUCAAAGAUCAAAGAUGUAUUCAGGGUUGGAAGUGAAAGGGGACAUCGAAGAAGGAACACUAUACCCAGGAUUAGGAUAUGGCGAGACUCAAUUGCGUUGGGGUUUCAUACGCAAGGUCUAUGGCAUCCUCUCUGCUCAGCUCAUCUUAACCACUCUUGUAUCUCUUCUCACCGUUCUUUAUUCUCCCAUCAAUGAAACUCUUCGUGGAAAUUCCGCACUUCUUCUUUUCUUCGCUUUCAUGCCCUUCAUCUUGUUGUGGCCAUUGUAUCAUUACCAGCAAAAGCAUCCACAGAACUUGAUAUUCCUUGGACUAUUUACCCUUUGCUUGAGUCUCACUGUUGGAGUAGCAUGUGCCAACACUGAUGGAAAAAUUGUGAUCCAGGCACUGGUUCUAACUGCAGCUGUUGUUUGCUCUCUCACUGCUUACACCUUCUGGGCUGCCAAGAAGGGAAAGGACUUCAGCUUCCUUGGACCUGUCUUGUUUGCAAGCCUUGUCGGUAUAAUUUUUGCUGGACUUCUUCAGGUAUUCUUCCCAUUUGGGUCUGCUACUACCGCCGUCUAUGGUGGACUUAGUGCUAUAGUCUUCUCAGGGUACAUCGUUUAUGAUACCGAUAACUUGAUAAAACGAUUCACUUAUGAUGAGUACAUAUGGGCUUCGGUCACUCUCUACCUGGACAUCCUUAACCUGUUCCUUACCAUUUUGCGCAUGUUGAGGCAGGGGGACAAUUAGAUCCUGCCAUUUCAUUAAGGCAUGGUGACAAUACUGUCUUGCUUGACCACAAAAGUGAGUAGAUUCAUUUUGUGAAUAUAAGAAGUGUUGAUCAAUACUUUGUGUAAGAACUAAGAAUGGAUUGGGUGCAAAACAUGCUCGCUUGUUAAGUAUACUUGGUAUGCUGCUUGAAUGAUAGAUAUGUUGUUUAGUGGCGAAUUUUAUUUUAAUACCAAAACUAUUUGGAUUUUGUCCUUGUGUAAAAUUAUGAUGAAUAGUUAGUCUCUUGAACAUCUGAGCUUGAAUUGAGAGAGCAACUUUAUCUCGCAAGAAACCGUGUAAUAAAAGUGCAUGCUUCGUCGCCAAAAAAAAAAGAAGUGCAUGCUUUUUAUUU